Molecule: messenger RNA, 972 nt
Organism: Sinocyclocheilus rhinocerous
Lineage: Eukaryota; Metazoa; Chordata; Actinopteri; Cypriniformes; Cyprinidae
Product: protein phosphatase 1 regulatory subunit 42-like
Exons: 8
Coding region: 1-972 (323 amino acids)
Molecular function (GO): protein binding
Source: RefSeq, a predicted model, not a curated record
AUGGUCCGUCUAACAGUGCAUCUGAUCGCAAAAUCAAGCAAUUACUCAAAAACCUGCAGAAGUGAAUCUCUCCAGCAGUAUCUGAAGAAACUGACCCAUCUCAACUUCUCAAACAAAAGUAUAGAGGAAAUUGAUGAUCUAUCAAGGUGCAGAAACCUCACAGUCCUGUACCUAUAUGACAACCAAAUAUCACAAAUCUGCAACUUGGGGUUUGCCUCAAACCUUACUCACUUAUACAUGCAAAAUAACAAUAUAUCUUGCAUAGAGAACCUCUCUUCUCUGCAUAAACUCUCCAAACUGUUCUUGGGAGGAAACAGCAUCACUGUGGUGGAGGGAUUAGAUGAGCUGAAAAGCCUAAAGGAGCUGCAUGUGGAAGGUCAGAAACUACCCCGUGGAGAAAAACUGGUCUUUGACCUCCGUUCCAUAUCUAGCCUCUCUGAAACUCUGUGCAUUUUAAAUAUCAGCAAAAAUAACAUUGAUGAACUAUGGGACUUGGCCCCUCUCAGAAAACUGACCCAUCUUUAUGCUACCGAUAACCAGCUACAGGACAUACAGGAGUUAGAGACAGUGUUCAGCCAAUGGUCUCAGCUGCGGCUACUGGAUCUGAAUAGAAAUCCUGUGUGUCACAAACCUAAAUACAGAGACAGACUAAUAACUGCCUGCACAAUUCUAGAAGAUCUUGAUGGAAAACAAAUAAAUGAGCUGUCUAGGCAGUUUCUAAUCAACUGGAAAGCUUCAAAAGACGCAAAGAAGAAACUAGAUGAUGGAAAAGACGUCAAAGAACGAAUCGCAAAUCCACUUACAACUGAUUUUCGCGUGGGCCCCCAACAUCCCUUUGCCCAUGAACGCAGCAGCUCUCUGAGUAAGCCGUCAGAAUAUGGGAAGCCCGGCGUUACAUUUCGAGUACAUGGAGACAGCAGAGGAAAAAGGUCAAGAGGGAUAAACAUUCCAGUGAGGACUGGUAGACUCUGA